AAGCAAGUGGCUUGGGAGGGCACUCGGCAUUCGCUCUUCGCUUCUCAAUCGCGAUCAUCGACAGGGCUCGAGUUCCAAGCAAAAUUUGCAAAAGUCAAGGUUGAAAAUGGAGAUCGGAAGUUGGAUUUGGAUUUUCGCCGUCUGCACUUUUUCUGCUUCUGCCCAGACUUGGGAGGAAAAAAUAGAGAAAAUUAACUCGACCGACUGCUGGAAUUAUGGAACAAAUCGAUCAAUUUUUGAAGCUCCAGGCGUUCAAAAUUUCAAUGACUGCGGCCGAUGGAACGAAAGUCAUGGAAACCCUCCGUGGGUUGUUUUCCUCAAAACGGUUGAUGACAGAUGGGAUUAUGGAGUUCUUGUAUCAGACAAAACAAUCAUCACUUACUAUGGGUACUAUUUACACAAAGCGCAUAAAGAAGGGGAAAAAAUUGAACUUUAUGCUGGCAAAUGUGAAGACGAAGAUGAUAAUGAUAAACAAAAGUGCUUCGAGGAAAAAGGUUUAUUGCAGAAUAAAAAGAUUUUGGACCUAAAGAAGGUAAAAUUGAAGCACGGCAGAUUUUAUUCCAAGAUGAUCUUCGUUUGCCAAAUUGAAAAAUUGGAUUUGACACCGAAUUUGCAGCCUGCCUGUUUAUGGAAUUGGGACAACAGGAAUGACGAACACGAACAUUUUUAUGGUAUCAAUAAUUGGCAUCGUAGAAAAUUAGAUUUCCUACCAGAGCAAAGGUGUUAUAGUGAGGAAAAGAUUGAAAAAAGGAUCUGCGACCUCUACGGGAAUUCAAUCUGCACAUCAAAAAAUUGGACACCAUAUUUAUUUAUUGAGCGAGAAAAACGAUUUUAUCUACGCGCAAUGAGGACCGCCCCUUCGCAUAGAACCACUAGAGCCUCAACGUGGCAGGAUUUGUUGCCGUUUUUUAGUGAAAUCACUUCAGCGUCCGUCGAUUUAUCUUCCAUGCCAAAAAUACCCAAAGCAAAAUCCAAAAAAGAUUUUGGCCCAAACUAAAGUUUUGCAAACUGCGGACGCCGAUCGGGCGAACGUCGCCGAAAAAGAGAAACCGGAGAGGCGCUGGGAAACCCUUAAUUGUCAGAAAAAAAGACAUCCGAAAUUUUUUUUCAGCAUUUGUCCGAAAAUUAUUCAUCUGAAAUUAUUUAUCAGAAAACGCUUUUGCUUGCGCACAGGUGUUUAAGUCUUGGUUUAUGUGAAGUGGACUAAAAUCUAAACUUAUUGAUAGCAAAAAUGUUAUUAUUUCUUGAUUCUGAUUUUGUGAGCAGAAAAGCCUUCAUAAGAUGUGAAAAUAAAAAUUGAUUUUAUUUAGCAUUC
Neocloeon triangulifer is the source of this 1315-nucleotide messenger RNA. RefSeq lists its product as uncharacterized. Bases 107 to 997 code for a protein of 296 amino acids. The record is from RefSeq and is a predicted model, not a curated record. The transcript is spliced from 9 exons. Lineage: Eukaryota; Metazoa; Arthropoda; Insecta; Ephemeroptera; Baetidae.